AUGAGUGUGGCAAAGAAAAGAAAAAUAGUAGACGAAAAUAGAAAGUACAGUGAGGAGUGGGAAGAAAAGUACUUUUUUAUAAUUCAAAACACAAAAUUAAUGUGUUUGAUUUGCCGAGAAACAGUAGCUGUAUUUAAAGAAUAUAAUGUUAAAAGGCAUUAUGAAACAAAACAUAAUGAUUAUUUGAAAUUUAGUAGUGAAGUGAAACAAUCGAAGCUCAGGGAAUUUACGUCACAAUUAAAAACUCAACAAAAAAUGUUUAGUUCAGCAUUACAGCAACCAUCUAAUAUCGUUAAAGCAAGUUAUUCUGUCUCAUUUUUGAUUGCAAAAAAAAUGAAAACAUUUUCAGAUGGUGAAUUUGUGAAAGAAUGUUUGGAAGCUGUAGCAAAGGAUAUUUUACCUGAUAAAAAUAAACUUUUUUCGAAUAUAAGUUUAUCCCGACAAACAGUAUGUCGUCGAAUUAAUGACAUUUCAAACGAAAUUAUUGUAAAACUACGCGAUCGAAUUCAAGAUUUUAAAUAUUUUUCUAUUGCAUUUGACGAAAGUACAGAUAUAUCAGAUACAGCUCAACUUGUAAUAUUCGUUCGUGGAGUAAAUGAAUCAUUUCAAAUAACUGAAGAAAUGUUAAAAUUGAUAAGUUUGAAAGGAACUACAAAAGGUGAAGAUAUUUUUCACGCUGUUGAAAACAGUUUAUGCGAAAACAAUUUGGAUUUGGAAAUUAUUUCUGGAAUAUCAACUGAUGGUGCACCUGCUAUGGUUGGCAAAGAAAAAGGAGCUAUAAAACUACUGAUCGAUAAAAUAGAAUCUACCAGAAAAACUAAUAAUUUCUGGAAAAGAGAUGAUUUAUUUUAA
This is a messenger RNA of Macrosiphum euphorbiae (potato aphid), 852 nucleotides long. NCBI's taxonomy places the organism in Eukaryota, Metazoa, Arthropoda, Insecta, Hemiptera, Aphididae. The record is from the annotation of a GenBank genome assembly.